Messenger RNA from Oryzias latipes (Japanese medaka), 5147 nucleotides. RefSeq names its product coronin, actin binding protein, 2Ba (gene coro2ba). Gene Ontology annotation, molecular function: actin filament binding. Lineage: Eukaryota; Metazoa; Chordata; Actinopteri; Beloniformes; Adrianichthyidae. The record is from RefSeq and is a predicted model, not a curated record.
UCCUGCAGCCUCUCUGCUCAUCAAUAAGCUGCAUUAUCCAGUCGUCUAAUCAUGUAAGGAGGGACAGACAAACCCUGACUGCAACAUCACUGCAUGUGUGUGUGAGCAGUUGACGGGGAGGAAGAAGAGGAGGAGGAGGGAGGGGUGUAUCCGUGCUGCAAGCUUUUCCCUGUUGUAGUAACCGACUGCACGCCUCCUGCCAGCCAUUACUUCACUGCAGCAGCAGCAGCCUGUCCGCCCUCAGCGAGCCAGACACGCUAACCUGUCUGUUCCCUCCUCUUUUUGCUCCCUUUCUCUCCCCUUCUCUCUGCAUACUCAGCAGAGCCGCCCUUCCUCUCCUCAUCAUCACUUUGCCACUCCUGCGGCAGUGCUCUUUGCUUGAAGGGGACACCGGCCUGCUCCUCACCCACUGAUUCUGCAUGACUGUCACAAAGAUGUCAUGGCGUCCGACCUACCGAAGCUCCAAGUUUCGAAACGUUUAUGGGAAAGUGGCAAACAGAGAACACUGCUUUGAUGGCAUCCCAAUUACCAAGAACGUCCAUGACAACCACUUCUGCGCCGUCAACUCAAAGUUCCUCGCCGUCGUCACAGAGAGCGCUGGCGGGGGCUCCUUCAUUGUUGUACCUAUAUCACAGUAUGGUCGCCUGGACUCUCACCAACCAAAAGUUUGUGGUCAUCAAGGCAAUGUGUUGGAUAUCAAGUGGAAUCCGUUCUUUGAAAACAUCAUAGCCUCCUGCUCCGAGGACACCUCGGUUCGGGUGUGGGAGAUCCCAGACAGUGGUCUGAGACGGAACAUGACAGAAGCAGUGAUGGAGCUUUAUGGCCACAGCCGCCGAGUGGGUCUGAUCGAGUGGCAUCCCACCACCAGCGGCAUCCUGUUCAGUGCAGGCUAUGACUACAAGAUCCUGAUCUGGAACCUGGAGAUUGGGGAGCCGGUGAAAAUGAUUGACUGCCACACUGACGUCAUCCUCAGCAUGUCCUUCAACACCGACGGCAGCCUGCUGGCCACCAGCUGUAAAGACAAGAAGCUGCGAGUCAUUGAGCCACGCUCAGGGAGAGUCCUGCAGCAAGCGAGCUGCAAGAACCACCGUGUAAACCGAGUGGUCUUCCUGGGCAACAUGAAACGGCUGCUCACCACUGGGGUUUCUCGCUGGAACACCCGGCAGAUCGCUCUGUGGGAUCAGGAGGAUUUAGCCAUGCCAAUUGUGGAGGAGGACAUAGACGGGCUAUCAGGACUGUUAUUUCCUUUCUAUGAUGCUGACACACACAUGCUGUAUCUGGCAGGCAAGGGAGACGGAAACAUUCGUUACUUUGAAAUCACCACAGAGAAGCCAUAUGUUCAGUACCUAACAGAGUUCCGCUCCCCAGCUCCGCAGAAGGGACUUGGUGUGAUGCCAAAGCAUGGACUGGAUGUAGCAGCCUGCGAGGUGUUCCGAUUCUACAAACUUGUCACCCUGAAAGGCUUGAUUGAGCCCAUUUCCAUGAUUGUGCCUAGACGAUCAGACACGUACCAGGAGGACAUCUACCCGAUGACUGCAGGGAUCGAACCUGCCCUGAGUGCCGGUGAAUGGCUGAGUGGCAUCAAUAGAGACCCAGUCCUGAUGUCCCUGAAAGAUGGUUAUCACAAGCCCAACCAGUUAGUGUUCAAGGCUCCAGUCAAGGAGAAAAAGAGCGUCGUUGUCAAUGGGAUUGACCUGCUGGAGAAUGUUCCGCCAAGGACGGAGAAUGAGCUUCUGCGGAUGUUUUUCCGGCAGCAGGAUGAGCUGCGGCGGCUUAAAGACGAGCUCACCUCUAAGGACGUGCGAAUACGCCAGUUAGAGCUGGAGCUCAACAACCUUAAGAACGUUAGCCCCAACAACGUCUGACCUCUCAGCUUCUGGACUGGAAAAGCUGCUUUCUUUGCCCCCAAACCUGACCUCCAACAAAGCCUCUGAGCCCACCAACCUCCUUUUUUUGAUAUGACAUUGUAACAUACUUUUAUUCCUGCUACACUGCAUAGCCUAAGCAAGAGAAUAUAGCCAUUAGUGUGUUAACUGAUUCAAUCACUAGAAAUCUCUUAGUGCUAAUAGGUAAAAGUAGUUGAGAAAAGAAAGUUCAGGGAUUUUCAUGUUAUCUGAAGGCCAAUCUGUUUUUGGAUUUUCAGUUUUUAUAAAUGUACAUUUCUGGCUUUAACAUACUAACGUUUUAUUGAAUUAACCGGGUUGUUUUUUUUUUACCUGUUGGUCUCACCGUGUCUGCCUGGAAAUCCUUGCAAAAAAAAAAAAAAAAAAACAAGAAAAAAAUUCCCCUACCUUUCCUUCAAUACCAACCAUCUUCGUGUUUUAUCUCUCCUAGUCUGCUUGUUUUUCCCCCCAAUGGCCUUAGACUCUGCUGCUUACAGCCAUGACUUCACAAGCAGGAAACUGACUAGAAGUAGUUUUGCAAAAGCUGCUCUCACCCACUAACCCAAAUUCAUAACGUAUAGCUCCAGAAAUGCAAUGCCUCAAGGGGAGCAGAUGGCUCACCUUUCCUUUUCUUUCUACAUGCUUAAAGUGGGGAAAAGCAAACAUGUCGGCGGUUAACUUUAUUCUGUAUCAAUGCAACCAUUGCUGUUAUCUUAGGGCAACAUUAGAUGUUGGGGGUGUUGUAUAUUUGCUUCUAUUUAUUUGGCACAUUUUCUCUUUCUACCUAAACAACUUGUAUAUUUGUUUAUCUUGUUGUUUUUUUAUUACUUGACUGCACAAAUAUUGAUUGUGAUCCGUCAUAGAUUGUUUCAUCAUUUCCUUUUGAAAUGGUUUAACGGUUUUAGUUAUUUAAGUCCCAACAGCUUAACUAUUACAUUUUUUUGUCUUUGACUGAAGGAUAUUGCUAUUAUUGAGAUGUGUUUGACUCAUCUGCUGCCAGUCAAAAAUUAGCUUAAAUAAACACUUAAAUAAACUCUUUGUUCCCCUUUUGGUUUUAAAUCCAGACUAACCUGUAGUUCUACUCUUUUGGCACAAUUAUAACAAGCUGCAAAGCCAUAAUAUGUUUAUCUUUGUUUUUGAAACAAAAAAUAAAGAAUCUACAUUUAAGUAAGAACUUAUGGCCACAGAGUGUAGUAGUGGUUUCAGUUUAAGAGCCAAAAAUAAGCAAAAACAACCAGAAAUUAAUAAUAACUUGUAUGAACAAAACUGCUGCAGGAAAUUAGAUGAUUGUGCUGAGGAACACGGAAACAUGAAGUCUUGGCUGUCGUAUCAUGUCAGGUCACUUUAUACAUGUGUGCUACUAAUUACUGAUCCGACAUAAUGAAACAUUCAAUGUUGUUAUAACUUAAAGUCUCACUGAUCAUCUUUUGAUUUACUUUCAAUGUGUUUCCAGUUGUCUUUUAAUUAUGAUUAUGCUGUUUUUAUCCCAAAUCACAAAACCUGUGUUGUUUUUUAGGACAUAUAAUCUGCAGAGCGACUGUAGUUCAUUAGAAAUUCACCUCUAUGUUGUGCGAGGAACUGUUGGCAUGGAGUGAGCCUUCCCCUACUUCCCAACAUUCCUCUGUUUACACUCUCUCCUGCUAGCUUAGUCUCUCACACACCCUACCUAAAAUUACCGGCGUCACAAAAAUGGCGAGCUAUCCAGCCAUACAGUUUUAAGUGAGAUGCCAGCUCCAACGAAGAAAACAAAGACGUACAUUAAAUUCCUGAUAUAAUUCAUAAGUGAAUGAAUUCAUCAUUCAUGCGCGCAGAUGUCUGGCAAGAAUUUCGGCCAACGGGUCUUAACGUGAAAUAGGCUUUGAGCUGUUCAAAAUCUUUGGUCGGUUGAGACCAAGAAUUGGUUGGUUGUUGGAUAUUAUACGUAGUUUAUAUGCAAUUAUAACGUAAAUUGUACACAAUGGUGCGUGAUAUUUGCGCGAUGCAUUGGCAAAUUUGAGGCCCUCCGCAAAAGAUCCAUAUGUCUAUGUACCGGUAUGUCUAACAGACUUUUCCCACAUGUGCCAUCAAUGUAUAACUUUUAUAUCGCACAUGGCGAUAUAGAACAUAGUUGAUGCAAGUUUUACUAAUGAUUUGCAUCCAAACAGUGCAACAAUCACACAUGGUUCACAUUGUACAUUGAUUUAUAUGUUCUUUGCGCAGUUUAUUCAUACUUUUUCCGUAGUUUUAGUAUGGUUCAUUUGUGAUCCAUCUGAAAAUUUCAAGUAAAGAACACUUUUCUCCCUUUGUCCACAUAUGACCAAUUUUCAUCUGUACAAUAUGCGCCAAAAUGUACCUAGUGUUUGUGCGACAGCUUUUGUAUAGGGAUGUUAUACUGCUUUGCUAAAAAAUAAUUGAGGUAUUGUUUUUGUUUUGAUCAGUUGCAUUGACUAGUGACUUUUUUCAUAAUCUGCGCACAAACAAAUCCUUGUACUUCUCAGUAUUGCGACACAAAGACCAGACAGUUUAUAUAAAAGGGAUUUAUUGAAGUGAGUGCGAGGGGAAAAAACAAAACAAAACAAAAAAAUUUGCCGAUGACAGUGGAUUGUUAACAGUGAAGUCACUGAGGUAGGCCAAUUUGACCAUUGUGUACACUAGAGAAAACAUAAUCCAUAAUAUAACUUGACCUUUUUUGAGCCAAUACAUUUUAAAUUUACAUGAGUUGUAGUAGGAACCUCCUUUCAAAGCGUGUAAUAAGCUACAAUACCACAACUAAUUCAAACAUUGCAACCUGUGGAUACGAGAUAACGACGUGGGAGAAAAGCAACGAGUUCUGAUGGUGGAAACUCUCUUCAUGGAAAAAAAGGUUAUGCAUAUAAAUGUUCAAAUUCAAGAAAAGAAUUGUUACACUGCGCAUCUAAGAUAAAGCAUGAAUUUAUUUGUUUUUAUCACAAUUUCACCUCAGUUGUCUGUUCAAUGUCUGCCAUCAUCAAAGUGAAUACAAAAAAAUAGAUUUGGUCAGUAUUUACAAGAACACGUAAUUUCCAAACUAUCAAAGCUGAGGGUUCUAAAGAGGAGGAGCGGCUCUGACAAGGGCAGACAUGUUUUUUUUGUUUUUGUUUUUUUUUUGCUAUAAUUUAAAAAGAUGCACCGUGAGGGUCACACUGUGCAUGAUCAGACAGAAGUUCCACGCCGGGGCAGCAGAGUAUUGGCAUAAGGGUGACACUACAAACACAUAACUUACAUUAAAAAAAAAAAAAACUAAAGUACAAUGCAAAAAGAUAAGUU